AUUUUAUAAUCACAUUUUGUAUUAACAAAAGCCAUACCUUCUAAAAUUUUCAUUGAAAUCUCCUCAAGAACCCCUAAACUCAAGCUGCAUAUCAUAAUGCGGCCUCUGCAAUGGAUACUCAUCUUCUCAAUCUGUGCAACUCUUUUUUUGACAACAAAAGCCGGCCCUGGGGCUGAUAAAAUCACUAGUUUGCCUGGUCAACCACAGGUCACUUUUCAGCAAUAUUCAGGAUACAUAACCAUAGAUGAGAAGCAAAAGAGAGCUCUUUUUUACUACUUUGUUGAAGCAGAAACAGACCCAGCUUCAAAGCCACUCGUUCUUUGGUUAAAUGGAGGGCCUGGUUGUUCUUCCAUUGGAGCUGGAGCUUUCGUGGAGCAUGGUCCUUUUAGGCCAAGUGGAGACGUGUUGCUCAAAAAUGAAUAUAGUUGGAACAGAGGAGCAAAUAUGUUAUACCUGGAAUCACCUGCCGGGGUUGGCUUCUCCUAUUCAGCAAAUAAAUCUUUCUACUCAUUUAUCAACGAUGAGAUCACAGCACGAGAUAAUCUUGCCUUCCUGGAAAAUUGGUUCAAGAAAUUCCCAGAGUACAGAAAUAGAGAUUUUUUCAUCACUGGGGAGAGUUAUGCCGGCCACUAUGUCCCACAACUAGCACGACUCGUAAUUCAAUCCAACAUGAAGUCCAAUUUCAAGGGAAUAGCAAUAGGGAAUCCCCUUUUGGAUUUUGAUACUGAUUUCAACUCAAGGGCUGUGUACAUUUGGUCUCAUGGACUGAUAUCAGAUUCUACUUUUGAAAUGUUCACUUCAGUGUGUAACUACUCUCAAAUUAGUAGAGAGAUGCAAAAUGGAACUCUUACCACUGUUUGUUCUGAAGUUAUAAGAGAAGUUUCAAGAGAAGUCAGCAGAUCUAUUAAUGCUUAUGAUAUUACUAUCGACGUUUGUUUAUCGCCAAUUUCUGCACAGUCUCAGCUUCUGAAUAAAAUGCUGCAAGCAGAAAAAUUAGAUGUUUGUGUGGAAGAUGAAACAGAUAAAUACUUGAACCGAAAAGAUGUACAGGCAGCUUUGCGUGCUCAGCUUGUUGGAGUUACCGAAUGGACAUUUUGUAGCGAUGUGAUCAAAUAUGAUGUGCAAAACCUAGAAGUACCUACCAUUCAUAUUCUGGGAACACUUGCCAAAUCUGGCAUCAGGGUCUUGGUUUACAGUGGGGAUCAGGAUUCAGUUAUCCCAUUAAUCGGAACCCGGAAAUUAGUGAAUGAAUUGGCAAAGGAGUUGGGACUGAAAACAACUGUGCCUUAUAGAGCUUGGUUUGAGGGAAGACAGGUUGCUGGAUGGACACAAGUAUACGGCGAUAUCUUAUCGUUUGCUACAAUUAGAGGAGCAUCUCAUGAAGCUCCAUUUUCACAGCCUGAGAGGUCACUUGUUCUGUUUAACGGAUUUCUGGCAGGAAACCCACUGCCAGAAGAAGCAUAAAGGUCUAGUGACCAAAUUCAUGAAUAAUCAAUGGUGAGAUUAUAAUUAAUGCCAGUAAUUGUUGUAAGAAAAACAUAUUGUCAUUUUCAUUUUUGUUACCUUCUGAAGCAAAAAUUGUGACCACUGGAAGAGAUAACCAUUCUCUUAACUAGGUAGUUGUUUCAGUUCUUGGUCUGAGGAAGUAACAGCUAUUGAUUGCUGGAAGUAUUUCCCUCAAUCUUCA
Molecule: messenger RNA, 1687 nt
Organism: Pistacia vera
Lineage: Eukaryota; Viridiplantae; Streptophyta; Magnoliopsida; Sapindales; Anacardiaceae
Product: serine carboxypeptidase-like 45
Exons: 10
Coding region: 97-1464 (455 amino acids)
Biological process (GO): proteolysis
Cellular component (GO): vacuole
Molecular function (GO): serine-type carboxypeptidase activity
Source: RefSeq, a predicted model, not a curated record